Molecule: messenger RNA, 2607 nt
Organism: Cephus cinctus (wheat stem sawfly)
Lineage: Eukaryota; Metazoa; Arthropoda; Insecta; Hymenoptera; Cephidae
Gene: Vps26
Product: vacuolar protein sorting-associated protein 26B-like
Exons: 6
Coding region: 520-1659 (379 amino acids)
Biological process (GO): retrograde transport, endosome to Golgi; intracellular protein transport
Cellular component (GO): retromer complex; endosome
Source: RefSeq, a predicted model, not a curated record
AGUAGAGAUAUCCAUGAUUUGUCAAUUCCUUUAGAUCAGUAAUAAUUAAACCGGUUUAAAACUGUCGUGUAAACGUAGUCACUGACGCAGCCCUCAUUGUGGGGACAGCCAUGAGGAAAGGUUGGAAGGAAAGAUCGUAUUCAGUCGUAUUUUAGACGGGUGAUGUGUCGGGAGAUAUCAUUCCUAUCCUCUUCCAUUUUGUUGAAAGCAAAAUUAAGGAAGGUUUACUGGGGUUCGACUACAGUUAUACUAACUUAAAUUUGUUCCUCUUGUAUGAACUUUAUUAAAUAAUUUGUUGGCGAAUGGCACGAAAGAGCGAGGGGUGGAGGGCGUCACCAUAUUGGCAACUUGUAACUUUUGGUAAGAAGGAACCAAAAAAUAACCGAAGAGUGCUCGUUUCUCCAUGAUAAUAAUGCCUUGGAAUAUUAUAAAUUAAUCGUGCCUACUUAAUACAUCAUCGGGUUUGAACUGUUUAUUGAAUCGAGUACUCAUUUACGAGUUUUGACCUUUUUCUGAAAAAUGAGUUUCUUUGGAUUUGGUCAAUCUGCUGAUAUAGAGAUUACUUUGGAUGGUGUUGACACCAGAAAGACUGCAGAUAUUAAGUCCGAAGAUGGAAAGAAAGAACGCCACUUAUUGUAUUAUGAUGGGGAAACUGUUUCUGGCAAGAUAAGUAUUAGUCUACGAAAGGCUGGCAAGUUGGAGCAUCAGGGGGUCAAGGUUGAAUUUAUCGGACAAAUAGAGCUGUACUAUGAUAGGGGUAACCAUCAUGAGUUUACCAGUCUCGUGAAAGAGCUAGCGAGGCCAGGGGAACUGACCCAUAAUACAGUAUACCCUUUUGAAUUUGCUAAUGUUGAAAAACCUUUUGAGAGUUACACAGGUUCAAAUGUUCGGCUGCGAUACUUUCUUCGAGUAACAAUUGUUCGGAGACUUAGUGACAUUGUUAAGGAACUUGAAUUAGUUGUGCAUACGCUGAGUUCUUAUCCAGACAUGAAUAAUCCUAUCAAAAUGGAAGUAGGCAUCGAAGACUGUCUGCAUAUUGAAUUUGAGUAUAACAAAAGCAAAUAUCAUUUAAAAGACGUAAUUGUUGGAAAAAUAUACUUUUUGCUCGUUAGAAUCAAAAUCAAACAUAUGGAAAUAGCCAUUAUAAAACGGGAAACAACAGGUUCAGAGUAUAUAUUUGCAGGACCCCAUACAUUUACUGAGAACGAAACUAUUGCCAAAUAUGAAAUAAUGGACGGAGCACCGGUUAGAGGCGAAUCUAUUCCUAUAAGAGUAUUCUUGGCAGGGUAUGAUCUGACCCCAACAAUGCGCGAUAUUAAUAAAAAAUUUAGUGUCAGAUAUUAUCUGAAUUUAGUUCUAAUGGACGAAGAGGAUCGGCGUUACUUCAAACAACAGGAAAUAACAUUAUGGAGAAAAGGAGAGAAGAGCAGAAAAUCUCAAACCGCUUCCCCACAUAUGCCAUCACAUUUAGUAUCAGCGGAAACUGGGUUUCCUCAAGGAGCUGCUCAAAAUGGGCCACCAUCAAUUUCAUCUUGUCCAAGUCAAUCAGUAUCCAGUAGUAUCACGGGUAUUGAAGAUAUUCAUGCUCCAAUCGAAGGCAUGACACGAGAGGAAGGUGACGGUGAGGGCGAGAAAGAAAUAAAUACCGAAAGCAACUAAGUGCAUUAAUGUAGAGGGCUUUGACAGAAGCUGGUAAAAACAAGAGGACUGAGCAACUCAAAGAUUGCACAGUGGGGAUUAGUUUUACUUGAAUUUAGGUUUUGCCGUAUUCUCGAGGAGACAUGUUUCGUGGUAGACAUUGGAGAAAUGAGGACUUGCACUGUGAAGUUGUAUAUAUAUUUUUGCAUAUGUGGCUACAUUAAUUGCUCUAACAGAAGGAAAAUUUAUCUGAGUUUAGACAAAGGACAUAUUGCAGAUAAAAAUUUAUGCUGAUAUAAAGAAUGAAUUAUUAGUCUGCUUUCUCUGAGACUAAUUUCACGCAUACAACGUAUGCUUCUAGUGUACCUGCAGGAACAGGUUACGAAACAAAAUAUUAUCUUGACGUACAAAUUAUUCGCUGAUAUAAAGUACUGGAAAUUAUAAGAAUUUUUUAAAAUUGGAAUCCAUUUUUCUUUCAUUAAGAUUGUACCGUUUGCUAAAGGUUUUACAUUUUCAGUAGCAGUUUACAUACUGCACAAUUUUCAAAAUCGAAAUGUGUUUUCUGGUAACCUCCUGCCUGAUUAGAGGAUUUAUCAAUUUAGUGAAGCUAUAAGUUGCAGUUCACUCAUAAAGGCAAACAUUUCAUUGAUGCGACAGGAUGUUCUACGCUUGGUAUCCUCAGUCUAUAAUAUUAUGAUAUAAGCAGAAUUGCUGUCAAAUGGUGGUCAUACCGUAAUUUUGUAACAUUCUACAUAAAUGAAGAAUGGAUGUAAAAAUAUUUAUGAAUGCAUAUUAGUCGACACGAUUGUGCACUCUGUUUUGUGCAGAUAAAUUUAUCAUUUUCUGCGUCCUUUGUUAUUUGUUGACCAAAAACUUGUAAAUGAAUGAUGGAUCAUUAGUUAUGAUUGUGAAAAUGUCAAAUAUGUGUAUUACAAUUAUUAUUAUUAUUAUCAUCAUCAGUAUACGAUA